GGGGGUGUGCAGCCGUUUCUGUGCCCUCAGUUAAUAUGGCGGUCGCUGUUGGACGCCGGGUAGUGGGUGGCUCUGCAUGGCGCGUGGUGAGGGUGACCGGAAAACUGCUGGGGGGAUCCAAGUGACAUCUGAUUUACAGUGACACCUGGUGGGGUUUUCAAGACAAGAUGCUUCCAGAGGUGGUUUGCCGUUGCCUGUCUCCACAUUACAACCAGAGGUGGGAUCCAGCAGGUUCUCACAGAUUCCCGAGAACACCAAGGCUAAUCUGCACUACUAGUACUGCAGCGGCGCAGAGAAAAAAUGUUGCUUCUUCCGGACCUGAAAAGUACACAGAAGCUUUUAUCAAAAAACAGAUUGAAGAGUUCAACAUAGGAAAGAGACAUUUAGCCAACAUGAUGGGGGAAGAUCCAGAAACUUUUACCCAGGAGGAUAUUGAUAAAGCUAUUGCCUAUCUUUUUCCGUCUGGGCUAUUUGAGAAAAGGGCUAGACCUGUAAUGAAGCACCCCACUGAACUAUUUCCCAAGCAAAGAGCUAUCCAAUGGGAUGAAGAUGGUCGUCCAUUUCACUUUCUAUUUUACACUGGCCAUCAAACUUACUAUUCACUAUUACAUGAAAUGUAUGGUAAAUUACUGCGUAUUCAGGAACACCAAGAUCAAAUUCGUGCUCAAGGAUUAGAUCCAGAGAUCAAAGAUCCCUUCAACCUGAUUGGCAGCAGAUGGCUGAUUAAGGAGGAAUUGGAAGAAAUGUUAGUGGAAAAACUGUCAGAUCAAGAUUAUUUGCAGUGUAUCAAACUGCUUGAGAGAUUUGUGACACAGCCAUGCUGGGGCAUCGAAAAAGAUUAUGUGCUAAAAUUCCGUAAGGAAUUACCUAUACAAUCUAAAAAGCAUGUAAUUGAACCGUUGAAAUAUGAUGAACAAGGAGUGGCCUUCAGCACUGGAGAAGGCCGAAGAAAAACAGCCAGAGCAACUGUUACCAUUUAUGAUAGAGGAAGUGGAAAAGUCACCAUAAACGGAGAUAAUUAUUUACUUUUCUUUCCUGUGUUACAAGACAGAGAGCAGCUGAUGUUCCCAUUUCAGUUUGUUGAUCGGUUGGGGAAACACGACAUGGUCUGCUCCGUCUCUGAGAGUGGGAGAUCAGCACAAGCUGGCGCAAUCCGCUUAGCUAUUGCGAGAGCAUUGUGUAGUUUUGUUACAGAAGACAAAGUGGAGCACAUGAGGCAAGCUGGUCUCCUGACGGUUGAUCCACGGGUGAGAGAAAGAAAGAAACCUGGACAAGAGGGAGCACGCAGAAAGUUUACCUGGAAAAAGCGCUGAAUUUUGAAUGUUAAAUUGUUUACAUAUAUAUUGUACAUUUAUUGAAAUUAAACUGGUGUUUUCCAUUGUA
Sphaerodactylus townsendi is the source of this 1383-nucleotide messenger RNA. It is a transcript of the gene MRPS9, whose product is annotated as mitochondrial ribosomal protein S9. Gene Ontology annotation, cellular component: mitochondrial small ribosomal subunit; ribosome. Gene Ontology annotation, biological process: translation. The record is from RefSeq and is a predicted model, not a curated record. Gene Ontology annotation, molecular function: RNA binding; structural constituent of ribosome. The coding region runs from base 168 to 1313 and encodes 381 amino acids. NCBI's taxonomy places the organism in Eukaryota, Metazoa, Chordata, Lepidosauria, Squamata, Sphaerodactylidae. The transcript has 12 exons.